This is a messenger RNA of Centruroides sculpturatus (bark scorpion), 4006 nucleotides long. Its product is annotated as patched domain-containing protein 3-like. The transcript is spliced from 6 exons. Bases 566 to 4006 code for a protein of 1146 amino acids. Lineage: Eukaryota; Metazoa; Arthropoda; Arachnida; Scorpiones; Buthidae. Gene Ontology annotation, cellular component: membrane. The record is from RefSeq and is a predicted model, not a curated record.
AUCAAAGUUUCGGGUAUCUUUUACUCACCUCAUAGCUGGUUUAACAAUUUCUCACCUCAUUCUCGACGGGUUAAUAUAACAUAAUAUAACUUAACAUUACAUAACAUCAUAUAACCUAACCUAGUUUAACCUAUUUUAAUCUAACCUUAACUAAUGUAUAUUUGCUGAAAAUAGCUUCAUAGCCUGUUCAAAUAUCUGAAAAUUAUGUGUAAAUGUUAUAUUUGACAACUGGUAUAAUAUUUUUCACCAAAUCAGAAAUAUAAGUUGGGGAUUGAUGACAAGAAGUUUCUGUUGAAAAAAUAACAGAAACUACUUAAAGAUUUGCUUGAAUUGAAAAGUUUCAACACAGUCAACCAAUGAAGCAUUCCACAAAUAGAUGACAUCACGUCAUAUAGAACAAAUGCAAUUUAUAAAAGGGUAAACUAGCUCGGAAAUUUUAACAAUUUAAUGAUUUAUUUUUAAUGGUGAAUGGUACUUUUUUCAACCUGAUAGGGCUCUCCAUCGUGAACCACUUUUUACUCAAUAGUGCAAGGACAAUUCAGAAUUCUUUAAGUUCAACAUAACAAUGAAUAAACAGAUAAGAAGACUCGAAACUUCAAAGAAAACGAAAUGUUUGUGUCUGACAAACAGCGUAUCCAAUAUAAUUGGUCGACUUGGUGUAAUAAUUAGUCGAUAUCCCCUCUAUUUUGUCAUUAUUCCUGUCAUUCUUUCCAGUUUAUUAUCACUCGGACUUAUUAAGGUUCGAACCAAUGAAGACAUCGAUUUUCUCUUAACUGCAGACAGUGGUAAAUAUUUUGAUGCCAAACAGUUUAUACAUAACACAUUCCAUACCGAUUCGGGUAGAUUCGAUUUUUUACGACUUACCAAACGCCCACGUUUUCCAAUGAUCUAUAUAGUAAAUGACAGAGAAGACGACAUUUUACGCAAAAAAUUUUUGGACGAAAUACAAAUUGUUGAUAAGAUUGUAAAAAAUACCACAACUUUUGUAGAUGGAAAGAUUUUUGGUUACUCGGAAGUGUGCCAAAUUGUAGAUGGCAAGUGUUCAGAAAAUACUCUCAUUGAUCUGCUGAACGACUCCGAAAACGCUAUUCAUGAAAUAUUAAAAAUGAAGUAUCCCGUUAAUAUGGAUCCUCUAACAUACGCGUACAAAAUCUUCUGUAUAAAUUUAGGAGGAGUGACGACAGACGACAAAGGAUACAUAAUUGAAGCAAAGGCCGUUCGUUUACUGUAUCCGACUGAAGAAUCCAAUGCAAGUAAAAACAAGUGGAAUGAAGAAUGGACAAAGGCAGUUUACAACAAGUUAAGAGAUUAUACUUUCGAGCAUAUUAAAACAUUUCCCGAUCCAUUCGCGUCUACCGAUUAUCAAGUACAACGCAUUUCACAGGAAUUAGUGUCUUUGAUAAGCGUGGCUGUGGUCGUUGUGGCCAUUUUCUCCAAGGUGACGAACAUGACUAACAAUUGGGUAAAAUCCAAACCCUGGUUAGGCGUAGCUACUGUCGUAUCUGCCGGUCUGGCUGUGACCACCGCUUUUGGAUUAUUAUCCGCCUGUGGAGUAGAAAAUCUUCGGUGGAACGUCACCCUUCCUUUCAUGAUUUUUGCUACGGAAGUGGACGACUCGUUUGUCGUAUUGGCUUGUUGGAAGGUAACAGAUUGCAACGACAGAGUAGAAAAACGAAUGGAACAGACAUAUCGCAACGCAGCAGUGUCCAUCACCAUAACGUCUCUAACGAAUUUCUUCUCGUAUUGCAUUGCCAUGACGUCACCAUUCCCGGGUGUAAGAAUAUUCUGUUUAUAUGCCGCCACGUGCAUUUUCUUCAGUUAUGUCUUUCAGUUAUUAUUUUUCGGCGGAUGUUUGGCAUUAAGUGGAUACAGGGAAGAGAAGAAUCUUCAUCCUUUCACAUUUAAACCAGCUUUUGAUGGCAAGUGUUCAGAAAAUACUCUCAUUGAUCUGCUGAACGACUCCGAAAACGCUAUUCAUGAAAUAUUAAAAAUGAAGUAUCCCGUUAAUAUGGAUCCUCUAACAUACGCGUACAAAAUCUUCUGUAUAAAUUUAGGAGGAGUGACGACAGACGACAAAGGAUACAUAAUUGAAGCAAAGGCCGUUCGUUUACUGUAUCCGACUGAAGAAUCCAAUGCAAGUAAAAACAAGUGGAAUGAAGAAUGGACAAAGGCAGUUUACAACAAGUUAAGAGAUUAUACUUUCGAGCAUAUUAAAACAUUUCCCGAUCCAUUCGCGUCUACCGAUUAUCAAGUACAACGCAUUUCACAGGAAUUAGUGUCUUUGAUAAGCGUGGCUGUGGUCGUUGUGGCCAUUUUCUCCAAGGUGACGAACAUGACUAACAAUUGGGUAAAAUCCAAACCCUGGUUAGGCGUAGCUACUGUCGUAUCUGCCGGUCUGGCUGUGACCACCGCUUUUGGAUUAUUAUCCGCCUGUGGAGUAGAAAAUCUUCGGUGGAACGUCACCCUUCCUUUCAUGAUUUUUGCUACGGAAGUGGACGACUCGUUUGUCGUAUUGGCUUGUUGGAAGGUAACAGAUUGCAACGACAGAGUAGAAAAACGAAUGGAACAGACAUAUCGCAACGCAGCAGUGUCCAUCACCAUAACGUCUCUAACGAAUUUCUUCUCGUAUUGCAUUGCCAUGACGUCACCAUUCCCGGGUGUAAGAAUAUUCUGUUUAUAUGCCGCCACGUGCAUUUUCUUCAGUUAUGUCUUUCAGUUAUUAUUUUUCGGCGGAUGUUUGGCAUUAAGUGGAUACAGGGAAGAGAAGAAUCUUCAUCCUUUUACAUUUAAACCAGCUUUUGAAACUAUUGGACAAAGUGACUAUUACAAAGAAGAAACUGAAGACUGUUUUAUGAAGUUCUUCAGAAAUACAUUUUCAGCUUUUAUUUUUCAUCCUGUAUCACGAAUUCUUAUUAUCUUUUCAUAUUUUAUGUUAUUGUCAAUUGGUAUAUGGGGUGUUAUGUCCUUACAGGAGGGGCUGAAUGUGUACAAAUUCAAUUCAGAAAGCUCCGAAAUUACACGGGGAUUUCAUGUUUUCUAUAGAUAUUUUACCGAAUACCCUUUCACGGUGCACGUCGUCAUUAAGGAAACUUUAGAUUAUUCUAAUCCACGAGUUCAAGAGUCAGUUUAUGAUUUCAUGAAACAAUUUCACACUAUUGAAAAUAUUGCCGGAUAUGAGUACGAAUUUUCUUGGUUAAAAUAUUAUAAGGAAUUCCAAAAUCAUCCCAUUUCGAAGUAUUCUUUAAGGGGUUACGAUCUGUCUCGGAAGCAAGAUUUCAUGGAUGCUCUUAGAAACGUCUUCUUGAAAUUCACAGGAGCCAAGCAUUUUAACAAUGACAUCAUUUAUAAUCACAAUUACACUGAUAUUGUAGCCAGUCGUUUCUUAUUUUUAGCGAAAAAUGUUUCGGACAGAGUAACGGAAUUCAAAAUAGUAAACGAUUUAUCGAAAAUAGCCGAAGAAGCGCCAUUUUCCGUUGUAAUCCAUACAUUAAUAUCGCCCAUAGUCGAGCAAGGAAUUGUCAUCAGACAGAUAACGUUUCAACUGUUUUGGAUCACUUCCUUGCUAAUCUUUGUCAUUUUUAUUUCUUUAAUUCCCAAUUUGCAUUGCGCUCUUAUCGUCGCUAUCUGUGUCGUGUCCAUCACCGUGCAGACGAUCGGUUUCAUGUCUUUAUGGGUUAUCAAUCUGGAUAUCGUGUCUCUGAUGUGCCUGAUUCUCUGCAUCGGGUUUUGUGUCAAUUAUCCCACUCACAUAUGCUAUUCUUUUAUUACUUCAUCACAAGCAACGACUGAAGAAAAGUUAAAGGAUAGCUUAUGUCACGUAGGUUUUCCGUUAAUUCAAGGGGCAAUUUCUACUGGAUUAGUAUUGUUAAUCGUCGCCUAUUAUAAUAUAUUUGUAUACACCACUUUCGUUAAAAUCGUUUUCGUAAUUGUAUUACAAACAAUAUUUCACGCAUUAUUUGUUAUUCCUACAAUAAUCUGGAUAACUGCCCCAUGUACAAGAGCAUGA